CCGAGUCCGAGUCCGAGACUUCCAAACCCGCACAGGCCCAGGCGGCUUUCCAUGAUGACGAUGGUAUCAUCACGGAUACUUUUGGGGCAGAUGUGGCCAAGAAACGACGAAUAUGGCACGCUAAGGAGACUUGCAUUAUGAAUGCUCAUGACUGAAACGCUUCUCAUAAGGAUUUAGUGGUGUGAGAGAAGAGGGAAUGGGGAGGUUCUUGUCAUUUCAGCAAGCAUUAUCUUUUUCUUUCUGUCUAUAUUCGUUGCAUUCUCCGCCACAGGAAACACUAUUUUAAUCACGACGUAAAUGCAGACAUAGAGAGAGAGAGCGCGCUUUGUGUAUAUGUACAUUUCAAAUGUUGUUUUUCUUGUUCUGUAUUCUCUUUCCUUAUUCCGACCACCUUCUUUCUGUCAAAUGUAUAUACGACAACGGAUGAAUCAUGUAUCAUGUAGGGAGUUAGUUGUGCGCCUCUCAUCCUUUCUUUCUUUCCUACUUUAUUUUUUUCUUUUUGUUUUUUUCUUUUUUUUCUCUCCUCUCCUUUCGCAUAUCUAUUUACGCGAAGAACACCCUGUUAAAUAGCGGGUAUGUAUCUACAGGAUAGAGCGUCGUUACUGUUGUGUAUUGUGCCACGUUAAUAGAAUGAACUAGCUAUGCACGCAGCUUGGCCGGAUUGGCUUGGGAUACCAUACACGAAGCAUAACUAUACUCUGUUCAAAUACCUCAAGGCAGAGGUGGCCUCAUUUCCUGUGUUUGCAGAUUAAUGAUAACAAUCUGCGGAACAAACUCAU
Messenger RNA from Aspergillus welwitschiae, 779 nucleotides. RefSeq lists its product as uncharacterized. The annotation marks the transcript as partial. The record is from RefSeq and is a predicted model, not a curated record. The transcript has a single exon. Lineage: Eukaryota; Fungi; Ascomycota; Eurotiomycetes; Eurotiales; Aspergillaceae.